Molecule: messenger RNA, 1442 nt
Organism: Rattus norvegicus (Norway rat)
Lineage: Eukaryota; Metazoa; Chordata; Mammalia; Rodentia; Muridae
Source: RefSeq
UCCGGUUCGGGACACAGUUGAAGCAACGACAGGACGGAUAGUCGUUUUUGAGAUGACAAGGCAUGGCAAGAACUGCACUGCAGGGGCUGUCUACACCUACCACGAAAAGAAGAAGGACACAGCGGCCUCAGGCUAUGGGACCCAGAACAUUCGACUGAGCCGGGAUGCUGUGAAGGACUUUGACUGCUGCUGUCUCUCUCUGCAGCCCUGCCAUGACCCUGUGGUCACCCCAGACGGCUACCUGUAUGAAAGGGAGGCAAUCCUGGAGUACAUCCUACACCAGAAGAGAGAGAUUGCCCGGCAGAUGAAGGCCUAUGAGAAGCAGCGAGGAGCCCGGAGAGAAGAGCAGAAAGAGCUGCAGCGAGCUGCAGCACAGGACCAAGUUCGAGGCUUCCUGGAGAAGGAGUCAGCCAUUGUGAGCCGGCCCCUCAACCCCUUCAUGCCCAAGGCUGCCACCUUGCCCAACACAGAUGGUGAACAGCCAGGGCCCAGUGUGGGUCCCCUAGGCAAGGACAAGGACAAAGCACUACCCAGCUUCUGGAUUCCCUCACUAACGCCCGAGGCAAAGGCCACCAAGCUGGAAAAGCCGUCCCGCACGGUGACCUGCCCGAUGUCUGGGAAGCCACUGCGCAUGUCGGACCUGACGUCAGUGCGCUUCACACAGCUGGACGACUCUGUGGACCGAGUGGGGCUCAUCACGCGCAGUGAGCGCUACGUGUGCGCAGUGACCCGAGACAGCCUGAGCAACGCCACGCCGUGUGCGGUGCUGCGGCCCUCCGGGGCUGUGGUCACCCUGGAGUGUGUGGAGAAACUGAUCCGGAAGGACAUGGUGGACCCCGUGAACGGAGAUACGCUGACGGAGCGGGACAUCAUCGUGCUGCAGCGGGGUGGCACAGGCUUUGCAGGCUCCGGAGUGAAGCUACAGGCAGAAAUGUCCCGGCCAGUGAUGCAGGCCUGAGCCGUGACCUAAUAAACUUGGACGUGAACAGGCUGGAUGUGUGGCCCUUCAUUGUAGGCAGGGGCUACAGAAAGAGUGGACCCAAGGUGUGGCAUCCACUCAGGAUCUCUAAGCUCCUGGAGGUUUACUCAGUCACUCAUGAGCGUGCAGAAACCCUGGCAGCAUGAACCUGUCAGUCUCCCCUGCCUCAGUCAGGACCUGGAAGAAGGCGCCCUGUCCAGGAAGUACAGGCCUCAGGAUAACACUCCCAGGCCUGCUGCCUGCGAGACCCCAUAGACCUUUCCCCACCAUGCGCCCUUCCCCCAAGGAUCCCCUGCAGACCCGGUACACACCGCACACUACUCCGCGUGCACACUUAGCUUCUUCACCUCUUUCCCUCAACGCCCAGAGUGUCUCUCAAGAGCUAGCUUCCCUGAGGAUGGACAGCUUUCCUCCGUGCCUCCCCAAACCCGAAACCUGUUCACAAGCAACACAGAACACCCUC